This is a messenger RNA of Balaenoptera acutorostrata (minke whale), 5887 nucleotides long. It is a transcript of the gene CAND1, whose product is annotated as cullin associated and neddylation dissociated 1. Gene Ontology annotation, biological process: protein ubiquitination; SCF complex assembly. Bases 391 to 4083 code for a protein of 1230 amino acids. The record is from RefSeq and is a predicted model, not a curated record. The transcript is spliced from 15 exons. NCBI's taxonomy places the organism in Eukaryota, Metazoa, Chordata, Mammalia, Artiodactyla, Balaenopteridae. Gene Ontology annotation, cellular component: nucleus.
GCGUCUGCCGCGCCCUCCCCCGGAGUGAAGGAGGCGGGUUUUGGCCUCUUGCCCUAGGGAGCGAGUGCGGAGGGAGUGGGAGUGGGACGGCCCCGAGUGGAAGUGUCUGCCUCUCCGGAGAGAGCCUGCUGUACUCCUCGCUGCUCAUGAGCUCGUUUUCCGGCGAGCAGCGCCGUCGUUAGGCCGGCCCCGUGGCCUCUGCUUCCCCCGGGACAGGCCCACGCCUCGUCGGGGAGGGGGCAGCCCGUCGAGGCGCCUCCCUUGUCAGCGUCUGCGCCGCGCUGCGACCCUGGAAGCGGGAGCCGCGGCGAGCGAGAGGAGGAGCCCCAGCGGCGGCGGCGGCGGGCAGCAGCACCAGCAGCGCCGGCGGGCGGGAUCGAGGCCGGCAACAUGGCGAGCGCCUCGUACCACAUUUCCAAUUUGCUGGAAAAAAUGACAUCCAGCGACAAGGACUUCAGGUUUAUGGCUACAAAUGAUUUGAUGACAGAACUGCAGAAAGAUUCCAUCAAGUUGGAUGAUGAUAGUGAAAGGAAGGUAGUGAAAAUGAUUUUGAAGUUACUGGAAGAUAAAAAUGGAGAGGUACAGAAUUUAGCUGUCAAAUGUCUUGGCCCUUUAGUGAGUAAAGUGAAAGAAUACCAAGUAGAGACAAUUGUAGAUACCCUCUGCACUAACAUGCUUUCUGAUAAAGAGCAACUUCGAGAUAUUUCGAGUAUUGGCCUUAAAACAGUAAUUGGAGAACUCCCUCCAGCUUCCAGUGGCUCUGCAUUAGCUGCUAAUGUAUGUAAAAAGAUUACUGGGCGUCUUACCAGUGCAAUAGCAAAGCAGGAAGAUGUCUCUGUUCAGCUAGAAGCCUUGGAUAUUAUGGCUGAUAUGUUGAGCAGGCAAGGAGGACUUCUUGUUAAUUUCCAUCCUUCAAUUCUGACCUGUCUGCUCCCCCAGUUGACCAGCCCUAGACUUGCAGUGAGGAAAAGAACCAUUAUUGCUCUUGGCCAUCUGGUUAUGAGCUGUGGAAAUAUAGUUUUUGUUGAUCUUAUUGAACAUCUUUUGUCAGAGUUGUCCAAAAAUGAUUCCAUGUCAACAACAAGAACCUACAUACAAUGUAUUGCUGCUAUUAGUAGGCAAGCUGGUCAUAGAAUAGGUGAAUACCUUGAGAAGAUAAUUCCUUUGGUGGUAAAAUUUUGUAAUGUAGAUGACGAUGAAUUAAGAGAGUACUGCAUUCAAGCCUUUGAAUCAUUUGUGAGAAGAUGUCCUAAGGAAGUAUAUCCUCAUGUUUCUACCAUUAUAAAUAUAUGUCUUAAGUAUCUUACUUAUGAUCCAAAUUAUAAUUACGAUGAUGAAGAUGAAGAUGAAAAUGCCAUGGAUGCGGAUGGUGGUGAUGAUGAUGACCAAGGGAGUGAUGAUGAAUACAGUGACGAUGAUGACAUGAGUUGGAAAGUGAGACGUGCAGCUGCUAAGUGCUUGGAUGCUGUAGUUAGCACAAGGCAUGAAAUGCUUCCAGAAUUCUACAAGACCGUCUCUCCUGCACUGAUAUCCAGAUUUAAAGAGCGUGAAGAGAAUGUAAAGGCAGAUGUUUUUCAUGCAUACCUUUCUCUUUUGAAGCAAACUCGUCCUGUGCAAAGUUGGCUGUGUGACCCUGAUGCAAUGGAACAGGGAGAAACACCUUUAACAAUGCUUCAGAGUCAGGUUCCCAACAUUGUUAAAGCUCUGCACAAACAGAUGAAAGAAAAAAGUGUGAAGACCCGACAGUGUUGUUUUAACAUGUUAACUGAACUGGUAAAUGUAUUACCUGGGGCCCUAACACAACACAUUCCUGUACUUGUACCAGGAAUCAUUUUCUCACUGAAUGAUAAAUCAAGCUCGUCAAAUUUGAAGAUUGAUGCUUUGUCCUGUCUAUAUGUAAUCCUCUGUAACCACUCUCCUCAAGUCUUCCAUCCUCAUGUUCAAGCUUUGGUCCCUCCAGUGGUGGCUUGUGUUGGAGAUCCAUUUUACAAGAUUACAUCUGAAGCGCUUCUUGUUACUCAACAGCUUGUCAAAGUAAUUCGUCCUUUAGAUCAGCCUUCCUCGUUUGAUGCGACUCCUUACAUCAAAGAUCUAUUUACCUGUACCAUUAAGAGGUUAAAAGCAGCUGACAUUGAUCAGGAAGUCAAGGAAAGGGCUAUUUCCUGUAUGGGACAAAUUAUUUGCAACCUUGGAGACAAUUUGGGCUCUGACUUGCCUAAUACCCUUCAGAUUUUCUUGGAGAGACUGAAGAAUGAGAUUACGCGGUUAACUACAGUGAAGGCGUUGACACUGAUUGCUGGGUCGCCUUUGAAGAUAGAUUUGAGGCCUGUCCUGGGAGAAGGGGUUCCUAUCCUUGCUUCAUUUCUCAGGAAAAACCAGAGAGCUUUGAAACUGGGUACCCUUUCUGCUCUAGAUAUUCUAAUUAAAAACUAUAGUGAUAGCCUGACAGCUGCCAUGAUUGAUGCAGUUCUAGAUGAGCUCCCACCUCUUAUCAGCGAAAGUGAUAUGCAUGUUUCACAGAUGGCUAUCAGUUUUCUUACCACACUGGCAAAAGUGUAUCCCUCCUCCCUUUCAAAGAUAAGUGGAUCCAUUCUCAAUGAACUUAUUGGACUUGUUAGAUCACCUUUAUUGCAAGGGGGAGCUCUUAGCGCCAUGCUAGACUUUUUCCAAGCUCUGGUUGUCACUGGAACAAAUAAUCUAGGAUACAUGGAUUUGUUGCGCAUGCUGACCGGUCCAGUUUAUUCUCAGAGCACAGCUCUUACUCAUAAGCAGUCUUAUUAUUCCAUUGCCAAAUGUGUAGCUGCUCUUACUCGAGCAUGCCCUAAAGAAGGACCAGCUGUAGUGGGUCAGUUUAUUCAAGAUGUCAAGAACUCAAGGUCUACAGAUUCUAUUCGCCUCUUAGCUCUACUUUCUCUUGGAGAAGUUGGGCAUCAUAUUGACUUAAGUGGGCAGCUGGAACUAAAAUCUGUCAUAUUAGAAGCCUUCUCAUCUCCUAGUGAAGAAGUCAAAUCAGCUGCAUCCUAUGCAUUAGGCAGCAUUAGUGUGGGCAACCUUCCUGAAUAUCUACCAUUUGUCUUACAAGAAAUAACCAGUCAACCCAAAAGGCAGUAUCUACUGCUUCAUUCCUUGAAGGAAAUUAUUAGCUCUGCAUCAGUGGUGGGCCUUAAACCAUAUGUUGAAAACAUCUGGGCCUUAUUGCUAAAGCACUGUGAGUGUGCAGAAGAAGGAACCAGAAAUGUUGUUGCUGAAUGUCUAGGCAAACUCACUCUAAUUGAUCCAGAAACUCUCCUUCCACGGCUUAAGGGGUACUUAAUAUCAGGCUCAUCAUAUGCCCGAAGCUCAGUGGUUACAGCUGUGAAGUUUACUAUUUCUGAUCAUCCACAGCCUAUUGAUCCACUAUUAAAGAACUGCAUAGGUGAUUUCCUAAAAACGUUGGAAGACCCAGAUUUGAAUGUAAGAAGAGUGGCCUUGGUCACAUUCAACUCAGCAGCACAUAAUAAGCCAUCAUUAAUAAGGGAUCUUCUAGAUACUGUUCUUCCACAUCUUUAUAAUGAAACAAAAGUUAGAAAGGAGCUUAUAAGAGAGGUAGAAAUGGGUCCAUUUAAGCAUACAGUUGAUGACGGCCUGGAUAUUAGAAAGGCAGCUUUUGAGUGUAUGUACACACUUCUAGACAGUUGUCUGGAUAGACUUGAUAUCUUUGAAUUUCUAAAUCAUGUUGAAGAUGGUUUGAAGGACCAUUAUGAUAUUAAGAUGCUAACAUUUUUAAUGUUGGUGAGACUCUCUACCCUUUGUCCAAGUGCAGUACUGCAGAGGUUGGACCGACUUGUUGAGCCAUUACGUGCUACAUGUACAACUAAGGUAAAAGCAAACUCAGUAAAGCAGGAGUUUGAAAAGCAAGAUGAACUAAAGCGAUCUGCCAUGAGAGCAGUAGCAGCACUGCUAACCAUUCCAGAAGCAGAGAAGAGUCCACUGAUGAGUGAAUUCCAGUCACAGAUCAGCUCUAACCCUGAGCUGGCAGCCAUCUUUGAAAGUAUCCAGAAAGAUUCAUCAUCCACUAACUUGGAAUCAAUGGACACUAGUUAGAUGUUGGUUCAACCUGGGGACCAUUACAUUGACCAUAUGAUGCACUGAAUUGACAGGUUAAUCAUAAGACAUGGAAAGAGAAGUAAAGCUUCAAAAUGUUCCACUUUUUUUUUUUCCUUCAUGGAGACAGUUUGACUUUCUUCCAUUGUUGUUUUUGUAGCAUUUAUUUCAGAAAUAACAUAUUUCCAUAAUCCAGAGGUUGUAAAACCACUAAUGUUUUAGUGGUUAGGGCAACAUUUAAAAUGACAUCUAAAAGUUAGGAUUGAUGGAGAUAGGGUCCAGUAUCUAUUUACCCUGUAAUGUUUAGGAUUAAAAUGUUAAAAUUCUGUGACCAUGAAUUUUCUUUCUUUUAUAAAUUUUCUCUUAUUUAAAAAUCAAAAGUUCUGCAAGACAAAAACCAUGUUUCUUUUUCUUGUAUAACAACUUUUUGUUUCAGCAACACAAAUUGAGUUUUAGCUGGCAGACAAGAAUAUCUGUGUAAGAUUUGUUACAUUUCGGAGGGGUUGGCAGUUUAAAAGAGAUAAUAAGAUAUCAUUUUUUUAGGUCUGGGGAUUAACAGUAUCCCUGUUGCGCACACUAAUUUUGCAUGAGCAAGUUUACAAAUAUGUAUUGUCUGUAAAGCAGCAUGUGCAGAUUAUUCAUAAUACAAAAGUAAAAAUAAGUAUUACUGUAUUAGUGCAAUUUUCAGAUAUUUAUUUUUGCACAGAAAACAUAUCUGGAGAGAAAGGAGUAAAUUUUUGAAACUUUGGUUUUCUUAAUGCCAGUUUGAAUUUGCAGAUGUUUUCAGCAAAUCAAGUCAUAAUAACAAUUCGCCACUUCUUUUUCUAUUAUAAAUUUUCGUAUACAUUUAAAAUUUGAAUAUUUAAGUAAGUACUCAGUUUUUCUCAGUUACCCAUUUGUGUGCGUGUGUUUCCACUUAGAAAUUCUUAAAGCCAGAUUUUUCUUUCAUUUCCUUUGGAUCUCUACAUUCCUUAUCAAAAGAGUCAAAUAACUAUAUGCUUUUGAAUUUUACUUUUAGGACAAUUCUGAAGCUGGCCAUCACAGGUUUGUUAGCUAAUAAUAGUAUUUUCUUUUAGUUGAGUUAGAUUUCCCCCAUUCUUGUAGAGCUAACUUACAUAUUGUAUUCGGUAAGCGUUGACUACUUUUCCUGAUUAAAGGGUCUGUGCUUGGGGGAACAGUACCUUAUAUUGUAGUUGAAAUUUUAUUUAACAUAUCCUUCAGUGAGCUCAUUUCACGCUGUAGCCUCUUCCUUCAAAUUUGUGGUGCUCCUGUAACAGUAAGAACUAAUUUCUGAAAUAAAAGACAUCUCCUAAUGCUGUGCAAACAUAGUUUACAUGUACUGAAGGAGGCAGUUGUUAAAUUGAGUGACCGAUUUUAAGCAUUCAGAUAUUUGAAAACUGCACCCUUUAUUUUUGAAACUGUGAAUUAGAAAUAUUUUUCCUGCUGUAUUACUUAACCUGCUUUAACAUCCAAAUAUGCGGUGAUUUUAAUUGGUACCAUAACUGUGGUUAUUAGAUUAACAGCUUGACUUCAGAUAUUUAGAUGAUAAUGCAUAAGACAUCAUUACCAGUAAGGAUUUUGAUUAGGACUUGGACAUGGACCAUUCCAUGAAGUUGGUGCCAUUUCAGAGUGUGGCCGGUGAUAAUCAUACCGUAAUUUGCAUAAAACUGUAAUAGAAAUUUAUUUUGAGAUGUUGGUAUAUUAUGUACUAUGCAUUACCGUGAUACAGAUGUUGUGGAUAUAUUUAAGUAUUUGGUUACGUGGUUUCACAAUAAAUUACAAUACUGCAGGCUCUAGGACCAUA